Molecule: messenger RNA, 603 nt
Organism: Rhagoletis zephyria (snowberry fruit fly)
Lineage: Eukaryota; Metazoa; Arthropoda; Insecta; Diptera; Tephritidae
Source: RefSeq, a predicted model, not a curated record
AUGUCUAAGGAAUACGACCACCUCUUUAAAUUGCUAAUCAUCGGGGACAGCGGUGUUGGCAAGAGCAGUCUACUCUUACGCUUUGCUGAUAACACGUUCUCCGGAAACUAUAUAUCUACCAUUGGCGUCGACUUCAAAAUACGAACAAUUAUUAUUGACAAUGAAAAAGUUAAGUUGCAAAUUUGGGACACUGCCGGUCAGGAACGAUUUCGCACAAUAACCUCAACAUACUACAGAGGCGCUCACGGCGUUAUUGUUGUAUACGACGUAACCAAUGGUGAUAGCUUUCACAAUAUUAGUAGGUGGUUAAGUGAAAUAGAGAACAACUGCGAAGUUGAAAAUAGGAUCUUAGUUGGCAACAAAAACGACGAUCCCAGCUCCAAAGUGGUGCUCACCAAAGAUGCUCAAGGCGUAGCUCAGCUGAUGAAUAUGCCAUUGUUCGAAACCAGCGCCAAGGAGAACAUCAACGUCGAGGAGAUGUUCAACGCUAUCACGCGAAUGGUUCUCAAAUCAAAGAAAGAUCAGUUAAGUAAACAGAGUAACGACAAUGCCAUCAAAGUGACAAAAUCUAGCGGUCACAAGAGCCGCAAGAAAUGUUGUUAA